Trichobilharzia regenti is the source of this 2097-nucleotide messenger RNA. The record is from the annotation of a GenBank genome assembly. NCBI's taxonomy places the organism in Eukaryota, Metazoa, Platyhelminthes, Trematoda, Strigeidida, Schistosomatidae.
CAUUCUGCAAAAUUUUAUUUAAAAAUGAUGGGAAAUGAACGGACUUUGAGGGUUUCAAUUGUAGUGUGACCUUCUCACUAAAGUUAAAGGCGGAAAUUGCGAAUUUUUCUACGAUGGAUUCAAAUGAAGAGUUCGUUGUUGUUAACGAAGAAAAUGACAACCAGCGGGAUUCUAUUGCUCGUUUGGAUGUCUUAGUUGAUUUAUUCAAAAAAACUAUCGAAACUUUAAAUCAGUCCAGCAUUCUCUUAAAAGAUGAAUUGCAAACUGCUCUUAGUGUAACACUUCAGAAUGUCACUCCGGACCAUACAUCCACUAUUGAAGACUUAGUCAAACAGCUUGAUAGCAUAUUGUUGAGCCCAGAUGACGUCCGAAAGACCUAUGUCAAACAGCUGUGCUCUAGGUUGGUGGCUGUAAAUGAAGAAAAACAGUUUGUUAUGACUGAGUUAGUGGAACUAAAUGACCAGUUACGGACAAUGGAAGCUGAAACUCGCAAAUGGAAAAAACUCAUUGAACCCAUAUCUAUGGUUGCUGCUGGUAUUAAGGAACUUGAAUCAGUAUUUUCUUCUAAGUCAGAAGUCGAUUCCACAGAUGUGGAACCUAGUUUAAGCGAUGAUUCUACAGUGGAUGAUGUGUGCAGUUUCCUUACUACAAUGUACGGAAAGAUUCAAAAUAUUCGUGACAAGGAACCGGUUGCAAGAAAAAUGGUCAGUAAAAGCACUUCGGAAACAUGCAGUUCUGUCUGUCUGGUGGACAGUGUUCAGGUUUCCAGUGGCAGACAAUGCACAGACGGUGUUAGUUCCAAUAGUAUUCAGACAGAUUGCUCAAUCGCGAAGUGUGAUGCAUGGAUGCAAGCUGAGAUAUCUUCACCACCUGUGGUUUCCACUAAUGCUACAAGCCAGCUAGAACCUCCAGCCUACGCUAGCCUCUCAAAGGCGACAGUCGAUCAGACAUCCGCACUGGAAAAUAUUGAUGUAAAAGAACUUGUUCGUCAAGAAGUUCUUCGUAUUUUAAAUGAAAGAAAUACAAUCUCUUUCGCUCCUGAAACGACAACUUCGGAAACUGAGGAGAGAAUUAAUUCACUUCUAGCUCCAGUGGCUAAGACACCAUCUGCUCAACCUUUAAGUCCACCUACGAAUGAAAUUCCAUCUUCAACAGGCUCUUUAAAUCUGUGGCCACAUCUUCAUCUUGGUGGUGUGUCAAGUGUGCAUGUAGCACCUUCAUUUACAAGUGAAGCAGCUUCAGCAGUGUCAAUUCAGAAUCAAACAAAUGUGACUUCAUCUCUUACUAGCAGUAUUUCAGAGUCAUAUAGCACUGCUGGUAUAUCUUCUGAAUCUAAAACAUCAAUGUCCUCAUUUUUACCCGUUGUUGGUGGUUUUGUUCGCCGUCAGAUACAACAACUAACUAAUCCUGAGAAUACAACUUCGGAUUAUGGAUCUUGGUUAAGUGAACUGGGUCUCAAUCCUUGUGAAAGUAAUUUCAAUCAACCAGUGGAACGUCCGUCUGCUCCUAGCUUCUCUGUUGAUGAAGAGCAACCUUGGUGUCCUGGAUGCCAUCAAAUGUUUGCAUCACGAAGUGAGCUUGAGGAUCACUUCCUUUCUUGCCUAAUAUGAAUUCAUUGGAUUUCUUACUUCGAAUUUCGUAAUUUUCAAAACGUAACAGACAUUUGGUCUUCGAUUUGUUUGGUCACAUUGCCAUCACUACACUUUCGUUAUCAUUCCAUGCAAUAGAAUUAACAAUGACGUGUAACCGAGACAGACUGUGGGCCACAUUUGUCAUUCAAAAGAUGAAUCACAUAAUAUAUACUAUGAUGCCAUUUUUGAGGCUUUGUCCUCGCUUAUUCAUGACUUUUGUCACAUACAUAUAGAUUAGCUAUCAUAACUUUUCACCAUCAUUUUAUUGUUCACAUUUACUUCAUUAACUUUUUUAUCCAUCACCAUUUUGAGAUUAAUUAUUUAUUCAUCAAAUGUUGUUUUUUUUUUCUCUCUCUCUCGUCAUGUAUCUGUGACGUCAGUUAAGUGUGAGUAGUUCUUCGUGAUUUGGUGGUAAUAACUCGUUUAUCGUCGUAGUGGCAUAGCAUCAUUUGUGUUUCACUGCGCA